CCUCAGUCUGUGAGCAGAAGCUGUGCCGACGACAUUCACUCCGGGCGCAACAUCCAGGCGCCUCCAGUACAUGAACACCUGAAUUCCCUACGCCUGAACCCUUUGCUCGAUACGCCACGCGAUAUGCCGUUCAACGCGUUCCCGAACUGGUCUCGAAGGCUGCGGUUAUCCCGGGUGUUGCCUCUCGUCUUCAUCGCUGUGUGUCUGGGGUUCUACUUGGCAGAUGGCACAACGAAAAUAUUUAGCAGAACCAGUUACAGCACAAAAGUUCCGCUGCAGUGUGCGGCUUAUGGUAUUAAAGGAAGAGAUAUAGAGGGCAUUAAGGAGCUAAACACGACCAACAGAAUCACUAUCCUUGAUUCAGAGAGUAAAACCGAGGACACGAGUUGGCUGAAUGAGACUGAAAGGACUCCAGUCCGAGAUCAUCAACAGUUUCCUUUCAAGUACUCGCUGAAUGAGCCUGACGCGUGUGCUGGAGGCGUCGACAUCAUCAACUUUAUCUUCGUUGCUCCUGAUGAUAGACUUACACGCUUGCAUAUUCGAAACAAGUGGGGCAACGCAACGUUCUUCCCUUACACCCACAUGAAGACGAUGUAUGUGAUCGCGAGUGCGGAUUCGGAGGCAACCCAGAAGUAUCUGCAGCGAGAGAGCGACUCCUUUCACGAUAUAAUUCAGCUCGACUUCUUUGACUCCUACGAAAACCUCACGCUCAAGACACUCGCCAUCCUUCACUGGACCAAGACCUUCUGUCCGAACGCCAAGUGGGUCUUCAAGAGCGACACUGACGUCUUCGUGAACUCCUUCGCCGUGGCAAAGUACCUGCGGCAGACCGCGUCAGACUUUGUAUGCAGCGUGUGCAAACGAUGCCCUGUAUGUCGCAAGGGUAUGGACUGCCUGGAGAAGUGGUGGGUUCCGGAACAGGAUUAUGCGAAUGAAUACUACCCUCCCUAUUGCCACGGAUCUGCGUACAUUAUCCGCACAGACACUGCGAUUAAGAUCUACGAGCGGGCGAACAAGACCCAUCCCCUCGUCAUAGAAGAUGCCUAUUUCACCGGUGUUCUUGCGUACGAUAUGGAUGUUACCUAUACAGAUCUUAGCAGGAAAUUGUUCAUACGAACCACAAGCAGACUACCUCGGGAUUUUGUCCAAGGUUCUUCACUGAUGGCUUUGCACAUUGACACUUUUUCUAGACGAUCUCCUAAACUGUGGAGACUAAUCGUCGAGUAUAACACAGGUUUACACUGAGUGCUUAGUCCCAAAGGUGUUUCACGUGUUUUUUUUUACGUCUGUUCAUAAUUACAAAAGACGGUUUAUUCGAGAAAUAAAAAAAAGAAUUAUGGCAGUUUAAGAAUAUAUGAUCGAACAUAUGCACACGGAAACACGCACACACUUUUAUGAAUAUGUGUACGUGUGUGUUCAUGAGUACACGUGUGUGUAUGUGUGUGCAUAUCCGUACGGGCAUGCAUGGAUAUGAUAUAGGUAAAUGAUAGAUAAUUAUAUGCAUAAUAUUUAUCCACAUUUAUAAGUUCAUGUACUCAUAAUUUCAUCAGUAAUGCACCGUUAUUCUUGAUAAAUGGUAUGUAAAUAUUCAUAUAAAUAUGGUAUAAUAAGACUUAGGAAAUAUCAUUACUAGGUCAUCACUAAACAAAGCGUUAUUUGAGAGACAGUCAGACACACACACACACACACACACACACACACACACAGAGAGAGAGAGAGAGAGAGAGAGAGAGAGAGAGAGAGAGAGAGAGAGAGAGAGAGAGAGAGAGAGAGAGAGAGGAGAGAGAGAUGAUGAUGAUGAUGAUGAUGAUAAUGAUAAUACUUUGACUGCAUUGCUGGGUACCAACUGACUUUCAGUAGAGUGGAUAAUAAUGACAUUAAUAUUAUUUCUAAAGGUACUGCUAUAAAAAUGUGUUAUCAAUCUGUAUAGUUAAGGAAGUAAGAAAAGGCUUUUAAGCCACAUGUAAAUUUAUGAGAAAAUACACAGUAUCAUAUAC
Messenger RNA from Penaeus monodon (black tiger shrimp), 1997 nucleotides. Its product is annotated as beta-1,3-galactosyltransferase 1-like. The transcript has 5 exons. NCBI's taxonomy places the organism in Eukaryota, Metazoa, Arthropoda, Malacostraca, Decapoda, Penaeidae. Gene Ontology annotation, molecular function: hexosyltransferase activity. The record is from RefSeq and is a predicted model, not a curated record. Gene Ontology annotation, cellular component: membrane. The coding region runs from base 124 to 1245 and encodes 373 amino acids.